Molecule: messenger RNA, 1007 nt
Organism: Dryobates pubescens (Downy woodpecker)
Lineage: Eukaryota; Metazoa; Chordata; Aves; Piciformes; Picidae
Gene: RAC2
Product: Rac family small GTPase 2
Exons: 7
Coding region: 176-754 (192 amino acids)
Biological process (GO): small GTPase-mediated signal transduction
Molecular function (GO): GTP binding; GTPase activity
Source: RefSeq, a predicted model, not a curated record
GGGACCAGAGGGUGAUCUUCGAGUAAAGUUCCCUCUUCCACUUCCUCCCUCCUUGUAACCUGCUGCUUUCUGCAGCACAAGGGUUGCUACCCAGAUUUGCCCAUCUCUCCCUGCGGUUUGCCUUGGUCUGCCUUGCCUUUGCCUGUGUGGUGUCCUCUGCCACGGGUUCAGAAACAUGCAAGCCAUCAAGUGUGUCGUGGUGGGAGACGGAGCUGUGGGGAAAACCUGUCUCCUUAUCAGCUAUACCACUAAUGCCUUCCCAGGAGAAUACAUCCCCACUGUGUUCGAUAACUAUUCUGCCAACGUGAUGGUUGACAGCAAGCCUGUAAAUCUGGGGCUGUGGGAUACUGCUGGACAAGAGGAUUAUGACAGACUGAGGCCACUCUCUUACCCCCAGACGGAUGUCUUCCUGAUCUGCUUCUCCCUUGUCAGCCCAGCAUCAUAUGAAAAUGUCCGUGCUAAGUGGUUCCCUGAGGUGCGGCAUCACUGCCCCAGCACUCCCAUCAUCCUGGUGGGCACAAAGCUGGACCUUCGUGAUGACAAGGACACCAUUGAGAAGCUGAAGGAGAAGAAGCUGUCCCCCAUUACAUAUCCUCAGGGCCUUGCUCUGGCCAAGGAAAUUGACUCAGUGAAGUACCUGGAAUGCUCGGCUUUGACGCAGCGCGGCCUCAAGACGGUGUUUGACGAGGCCAUCCGAGCAGUCCUCUGUCCGCAGCCUACCCGGACAAAGAAACGUGCCUGCAGCCUCCUCUGAGCAAAUUCCAGAUGCAUCCUGAUGCCAGGCUCUGCCCAGCAUGCAGGAGGGUGAUGGCUCCAGCGUCUCAGAGCUCAGCAUCUUGUGGCGGUCACUGCGCUUUUCACUUCUGCUGGCUUUAAAGACUGUUUUGGGUCUGUAGCACUGGUUCAUCCAUUUGCACAACUUCCCCCACACUUGCCCCACCCCAGCUACCCCUUUCCUGCCUCACCAGCUCCUGAGGUUACAACAUAGUGAGUAAGACCCAAUAAAC